Anguilla anguilla (European eel) is the source of this 867-nucleotide messenger RNA. RefSeq names its product dispanin subfamily A member 2b-like. The record is from RefSeq and is a predicted model, not a curated record. Lineage: Eukaryota; Metazoa; Chordata; Actinopteri; Anguilliformes; Anguillidae. The transcript is spliced from 2 exons. Gene Ontology annotation, biological process: negative regulation of viral genome replication; response to type II interferon; host-mediated suppression of symbiont invasion. Bases 157 to 555 code for a protein of 132 amino acids. Gene Ontology annotation, cellular component: plasma membrane.
GCGUACUCCGGGCACGCCCUCGUGGCAACGGGUCCAUGACUGAAAAACAUUGAACCCGACUAGCUCGCCGAACAGUUUCUUGUGGAACGUGCACGAACAGGACUCCUGACAACUUGCGCCCAGCUCAGCGCGGGAUCACAUUAAAAGACGGAGACCAUGCAGUGUCCAGCGGAGUGCGUGCCAAUGCAGCCCAACACCUACGAGCGACUGAAAGAUCCCCGGGAUGCGGCGAUGAUCAACGAUGCGUCGCCGCGGAUAAUGGUGGCACCGAUUCCGCCUCCUCGGGACCACAUUGUGUGGUCCCUGUUCAACUUUUUCUACAUGAACGCGUUCUGCCUCGGCUUUGUGGCUCUUUAUUUCUCGAUUAAGUCCAGAGACCGGAAGGUGGUGGGCGACUUGGAAGGGGCGCGAGAAUACGCCUCCACCGCGCGCUGCCUCAACAUUGUGGCGCUCUGUCUCACCCUGCUGUUCGUAAUCGUCAUCAUCGUCCUGUUGGCUGCGGGCGCUAUCGCCCUCCAGGAAAACAUCAGACAGAUUAUGAAGGAUAGGCAUUAGCCGACACGAUCACGUGGUUCUUUCCUUGCUUGCAUCUUUUUUCUGGAACGUCCUCUGUGGAUUCUGAUUUAAAACCAUUAUAUCCCUGAUAUGAAUUUAUAUUUUUCGUAUGCACUUAUCUUGGUUACAUUAAAAAAACAACCUAAUCCUGUUUUCUUAUGCAAUAGAGACUACAGUGGCACAUUUUCAUAUAAUUUUGUUGUUUAAACUAACUGGGGCACAGAUAUGUAUAGGCCUACAAUAUUUUUUGUAUAUCAUAUAUUAAAGUAUUGUUAAAAAAAAAAAAAAUCAAAUAAAGUAAGUAUGACUACU